AUGUCAAACCAGUUAAAAGGAAUAAGCAUUCAAUUUCACUUGCCUCUGGAUUGCUACCGGGCCUCAUUACGUGUUUUAAGUGGCAAUAAAUUAAUAGAUGAUUUUAUUGAAUUAACGCAAACGUUUAGAAACUGUACAAAUAGAAAAAAAUUAGAAUUUAUUCCAUAUAAACAAUUUACCAAUAUUGAAUAUCUUGCUAAAGGAGGAUUUAGCGUAAUAUAUAAAGCAACAUGGGUUGAUGGACUUAUUACUUGUUGGAAUUAUAAGAAGCAAAAAUUCAAUCGAAAAAAAAAUUAUGAUGUUGUUCUUAAAAUACUUAAUAAAUCUGACAAAAUGGAUUCUGAUUAUUUAAAUGAAGUAUCCUUUUUUCAUUGCAUAAAAGAUAGUUUAGAUCAUAGUUAUAAAAAUGAUAAUAUCCAUCAAUAUCUCGGCAUUACGCGACAUCCUGAAACAAAAAAUUACAUAAUAGUUAUAGAAUUUGCACAGAAUAGAGAUCUACAUUAUUUUCUAAAUAAAGGUAAAAAUCCUUUAUCUUGGAUAGAAAAAUUAAGAUUGUUACAUAAAAUUUCAAGUGGGCUUAAGAUAGUACAUGAUCAUAACUUCAUUAAUCGUGACCUUCAUAGUGGAAAUAUUCUCAUUAACCAGAUUAAUAUUCCAGCAAUUGCAGAUUUAGGAAUAAGCAAACCAGCAGAUACAUCAUCAGAUGAGGAUACAGUUUAUGGAGUUAUUCCGUAUGUUGAACCAGAAGUAUUGAAAGGAGGAAAGUUUACACAAGCUUCAGAUAUUUACAGCCUUGGUAUGAUUAUUUUGGAAGUAAUAAGUGGCUACAGGCCAUUUUCUGAUCGUAAACAUGAUGAACAUCUCAUUCUAGAUAUUCUUAAUGGUUUUCGCCCAAAAAUUCCAACAGACAUUCCACACGAAUUAGUUAAAUUAUUGGAAAGAUGUUGGGAUCCAGAUCCAAAAAAAAGAACUUUUAAGGAUUUUAUUAAUUUUUCUAUUUUAGGGUUUUGGGAACAAAGGAGACGAAGGGAAAUGGGCGAUUUGGGAUAUGAGCUUGAUCAACUUAUUAGAAAAGCAAAAAGUGGAGAAAUAAAAUUUCCAGAAAUUAUAGGUACAAGUAUUUUACCAACUAAAAUAAACGAACAAGCAAUUUAUUCCAGUCGACCAUUAACGCCAUUAAUUAGUAAAGCAUUGACUUUACAAAUAUAUUAUUGGGGCGAACAUGUUAAGAAUAUUAUCGCAUUUUUGAUGAAAUUCGAUGGUAAUAUUCCAAUCGAUUUGAAUAACUUAAGAGAACAAGUCGAAAAUAAUUAUAAAGAAGUCGAACAUUAUCAUGAUUGGUUAAGCAGUUUACGCAAAUUAUACAUUAGAGUUCAAGAACGUUAUUUUGAUAAAUUGAAUGAAGAAAUGACUAGUGAAAUUUUCAUCAGCCUACAAAAUGAAGAUGAAUUCAAAACAAUUAAAACUGAGAUCCGUGCCAAUCCUUUUUUAAUACAAGAUUGGUCAAAGUAUAGAGAAAGAAUUUUACGAAUUUUACCAGGGAUUUAUCAAUCUUCUUUAGAUAAACGUAUGAAAGAAAAUUCGGAACGAAUUCUUAAAAAUCAAGUUAAAAUUAUCAAAGGUUUAAGGAAAUUAACAUAUGGAACUGCUAAUCGGCCUUUGAAUAAAAUUAUAAGCAUUUGGGAUCCAUUAUAUCAAUAUUUAGCUAUAUGUCCAAGUUAUGUAAAUCCUCCAGAAAGGGAUGAAUCAGUUUAUACACGAGAAUUUAUCGAAAAAACACUUUUACCAAUGCUCAAAAAAGAGGCAGAUGAACUUCGCGCGACGAGGGUACCCCCUCCUCCAUAUUUACUUGACAUACAUGGUGCGUUAAGAGUUGGUAGCCUUCGAA
This is a messenger RNA of Racocetra fulgida, 1888 nucleotides long. Lineage: Eukaryota; Fungi; Glomeromycota; Glomeromycetes; Diversisporales; Gigasporaceae. The record is from the annotation of a GenBank genome assembly.